GCCGCCGCCGCCGCGCGCGUUCCGUUCGCCGUCGCGGCGCGCGUACGCAUCUUUCGCGGGUUUCGGGCAGUCCGCCGUUUGCGCGCGUGGCCUUUGUCCCUUUCGGCCCUUGUCGUCAGUCAGUCGUUGGCAGUGCCGAACACGACGCAACAGCCACCGCCGCUGGUGGUCUUCCGCCGUAUGCUGUCCCUUUCGCGACGGGGAGUCCUGUCCUUAAAUUUUUGUCCGUUCUUUGUCUGCUCCUUGAUACUCUAUCCUUUCUCUUGAACACGAAGCAUUUCUACACCCUUGUCCAGUCGUCAGUCAUCCCCUGUGUUGAGUGGUUGUCGUUGGAUCCUGCAUACUCUACGGCGUCCUUGUUGUUCGGUCCUCUCUUCUCUAUGACGCUCUAAGUCGUUACCGGUCCAUCAGAUUUUCAAUUCGCUGUCGUGCCCGCGUUGGUGUACUGUAGAUUUUUGUAAUCAUUAAAUUUUACGGUUAUUUGUGCCAACAUAACAUUGAACACCACAAUAAUGAUUUAUAUGAACCUGCAGUGAAAUAUCUAAACAAAUCAUGGAGCUCCAAAAUUGCUUACCGUCUAUGAAAAAUGAUUACAAAAUUAAUGAAAUGAACGACCAACAAGAAAUAAUGAAUAAUGUACAAGGAUGGAAUACAAUGCCAUCACAUGAUAUUAUGAUACCAGUGCCAAUAAAAAUCCAACCACCACUUGGAAUUUUGGAUCAAAAUAAUAUCCAAAUAAAUAAUUCUAGUCCGCAUCCAAGCGUCAUUCAUACAAGUCCCCAGACACCACAUGGCUUGCCAAUAAAUACAUAUAUUGAACCUGAAUUACCAAUAGAGCUGUUGCAACAAGGAUGGAAAAAGUUUUGGAGUAAACGUGAGAACCGACCUUAUUUUUGGAAUAAGCUGACUGGUGAAUCUCUUUGGGAGUUCCCACCUUUGAGACAGUUUGACGUAACAUCAGACCCUCUGGGAAUAACAAGUGAUGGUCAACAUAAUGGAACAAAUCCAAUGUUAUUGAAAAAAAGACCUGCAGAAGAAAUAGUUUUGGGUCCUGCGACAAAAAAAAUGAUACUAACUGGUCCAUGGGAACUUGAAAUACCUACAAAUGUUGUUAUAUUUGAGCGAUCUCCAUCCACGAUGUCUCAGCCACAUCCAGAUAUCGAGUUUUAUCGUGGAAAUUUGGUAGCAAAAUUAAGACAAUGUUACCAAGAACUGUGUCAGUCCCGAGAAAACAUCAAUGCACCAAAAGAAUCCUUCAAUCGUUGGCUUAUUGAGAGAAAAGUAGUUGAUACUGGAACUGAUCCAUUAUUACCCUCUCAGUGCUAUCCAGAAGUGUCUUUAAGAAUGUAUAACGAAAUAAUGAAUGAUAUUCCAUUGAGAUUGGCAAAGCCUAAAUAUACUGCAGAUGCUCGGAAACAGCUGUCCAUAUACGCCGAGGCAGCAAAAAAUCUCAUUGAGUCUAGAAACACACUGCAAGAGAGUAGAAAAGUUGUAAAAUGGAACACUGAAGAUACUUUGCAAUGGUUAAGGAAGACAGUGGGUGCUACAUAUGUUGAUUUCCAAGAACGGUUAAACCAUCUUAAGAUGCAAUGUCAACCACAUAUAGCUCAAACCGUCAAAGAAUCUGUGGAAGGCAUCUGCUCAAAGGUAUACCAUUUAUCUGUUGAAUAUGCUCGCAAGGUUAAAGAGAAAAAUAGUGAGCUUUUGAUUGCACAAGGAAUUACAGAAAUGCCACCAGCUCCUGCAGUAUUAACUUUACAUAAAGUUUGGUGUUAUCCUGUUCAAUUUGUUACACCUGCUCCGCGUCUUCCUCCAGUUGAAUACAUGGCCGAUAAGGAACAGACUUAUGUCCGAUUCAAUGGAGAGAGGUUACUCAUCAAUACUGUAUACCUCCAAAAGUUGGAACAAUUAUAUCGCUACAGCUGUUAUGAAGAUAAAAAAAUGGAAAACUUCAUGGCUAGAGUUUGGUGUUUGUUGAAAAGGUACCAUGUCUUGUGCUCUAACAGUCCUGAUACACAAGUAUCAGUUCCAGUGCCUAUCCUAGAAUCUCUACACAGAAAUUUUGGUGUGACAUUUGAGUGUUUUGCGUCACCUCUGAAUUGCUAUUUCCGACAGUACUGCUCAGCGUUUCCAGACACCGACGCCUAUUUUGGAUCUCGAGGUUCAAUUUUGGAUUUGAAUGCCGUAAGCGGGUCAUUUGUGGUAAAUCCUCCUAUACACUGUGAUGAUCUAAUUGAAGCAACUCUAAAUCAUAUUGAUCGAUUGUUAUCUGAAUCAAGCGAACCUCUAUCUUUCAUCAUAUUUUUGGUUGAUGGUGAUACAACAUUUGUCCAGAAACUAGACGCUAGUCAAUUCAAACGACGUCAAGUAGUUAUACCUGCAUAUGAGCAUUAUUACAGACAUGGUUUCCAGUACAGUGUACCAAAGACAGAUGUGAACAUUCGUUCUCCCACAAGCACAUUAGUUGUGUGGCUUCAAAACAAUGCUGGGUGCCAGCGAUGGAGCCCCAGCGAAGACAGGGUUGAAGCUUUGUUGGAAGCGUUCCGUCCGGGACGAGAACGUGAUCGUGACCGCCAGGAACUCCUUUCACCAACACCUAAUCCUCUGUUAGGCCCACCUCCACUUCCUGUUUAGAGUUAGUAGAUAUUGUAUACAUAAGAUAUAACUAUGUUUAUAUAUUUAGCUUAUGUGUACGUGUUUGUACAUACACAAACACAAUAGGCAAUUAUGGUGUCUAGUUUUACUCAAACUUAUAUUUUUAUGUUCAUUAUUCACCGGUGUAUAAUGUACUCUCAUUAAAUUUUAGUUUUUUUUAUACAUUUGCUUAAUGUAUAUGGUAAUAAUAUAAUUAUUGAAUUUUACUUAAUGCAAACUCUGAGCCAUAAUUGCUGUUUGAAUUUCCUUUACCUAAUGAUAAGUAUAAAAAUUUAAAAAUGUUAAAAAUAACAUUUUUGACUUUGAAAAUAUUUGUAUAUAGGUAGAUUUUUUAGUUAUCGUUUUGUUGAUUUAUCUAUUUGCUAGUAUAAGAUAAUUUAUUAUUCUGUCGUUAUCCGUCAGAAUAUAAAUUUGAAACAAAAUGUAUCAGAAUUUCGUCCAAAUAUUCAUAAUGAUUGCAAUGGAUUAUUUGCUGUUUUUAAUAUUUUUUUAUAAAAAACAACAUUUUCCUAAAGCACAUUUAAGAAUAUCGAAUUAAUGUUAUUUAGAAUUUGUAAGGGCUUAGUACUUAAGUGUUAAGUGAAAAAAAUAGAAACCUUAUAAUUUUCUCUACAUAGUUCCAAUUAAUUAACUAUUAUAAGUAUAUUGUAAUUGCAUAGUAUUCUUUACCAAGCUGUUGUCUCUUGUGAAUCUAACCAACUAAUUAGACAACAAUAAUUCAUUGUUACUCCAAAUUUAUAAUUAACUAAGUAUAAAAGUAUUUUUUUCUCUGUGUAAUCGCUUAGUUGCGCACAAACGUACUUUAAUGAUAUUAUAUUUAUUGAUCGUCAUUAGCGGACUUACAUCAGUACUUAAGUGUUUUAUUAUUAAUUUCAAUGUUUAACGUAACUCUUAUAUUAUCAUUAUUGCAUUAAGGAGUCUUAAUUUUAUACAUAAAUGUUACAGAGCAUGAACAUCAUAGUUCUCUAUCUUUUAAACCUUUUUUUUUAUUUUUAUCCCCUAUAGCUAUUAUGUUAGCUGCUUAUUAUUGUCAAAUAUAUUACAGUUAUUAUUUUUCUUUGAAUUUUACCAAUUUAACACUUCCAUUAAUAACCAAUAAUCUUAAGUAGCUUACCAAAGUUUUGAUUGUUCUUUAAUUCAUAUAUACUGCUGUUUCACAUUGAUUGUGUUUUGUCUUUGUGGGUAGUAGUACAGUAGAUGUAUUUAAUAUUAUAUUAUAUGUAUAAUGAUAAUAAUUGUAUGUUACUGUUAAAAAAAAAAAAUUAGUGAGUAAGAUACAUUUAGUUUAUUUUAAAAAGUGUAAUAUUAUUGUACUUUGUUAUGUCUUUAAGCUAUUUGUUAGAUAAUUAAACUUUUUUUUUUUUAAUUAUUCCUUUUUUGCAAUUGAAAAAUAUUAUAUAGUAUUAUUGUUUGAAAAUAUUUUAUGUUGUUUCAAGUUUUCAGUAUCAAGUUUGAUCGUUGUAAACUAGUUAAAAUUCUUAAAUAUGUUUUUUUAUUUUCGUGUUGCAACGGUGCAGCAGUGGGUUCUAACGAUUUUAAGAGUUCUGUGGUUAUAUACUGAAGUAAAUAAGAUAAACCAGUUUCAUUACUUGAUGACAAAUUUGUCUCUAAUCCUUGACUUAUAAUUUAAAAUUUGUCAGAACCCACGCCUCACCCUGUACUUAUUUCAUUAAUAAAAUAGUUUGACAAUGUAUCUAUGGUUUGAUCAUGAUUUAAGAUAAAAUGGUUGAACAACAAGUAGAGAUAAUUGAUUUUAAUGCAUUGUAAAAAAAUUAAUUUCUAAGAAUUAUCAAAUACUGUAAACAUAGUAUGUUAAAUUACUCAGGUUAUAUUAUGAUUUAAUAUUACUGUCAAUCCGGGCUGAGUAGUCUUAUUGUGUACUUUUUUUUGUUUUAUCAUUAUUGUAUAACAAACUAUUGUUUGUACCUAGUGCGAUUUUUAUUUGAUUUAAUGGUAUCGAAUUUAAACAUGCAGUGGUUUGAGCGCGUAUUACAUUAUUUUGUUUUUGUGAUUUUUACAUAAAUAUUAUAUAUUAUAUAAAACUAUUAUUUUUAAGUUAUUGUACCGUAAAUAUGAAUACUAUUCACUUGUUUUCUCAUCAGUA
Molecule: messenger RNA, 4759 nt
Organism: Myzus persicae (green peach aphid)
Lineage: Eukaryota; Metazoa; Arthropoda; Insecta; Hemiptera; Aphididae
Gene: Pcif1
Product: phosphorylated CTD-interacting factor 1
Exons: 13
Coding region: 553-2634 (693 amino acids)
Cellular component (GO): nucleus
Molecular function (GO): mRNA (2'-O-methyladenosine-N6-)-methyltransferase activity; RNA polymerase II C-terminal domain binding
Source: RefSeq, a predicted model, not a curated record